Messenger RNA from Prunus armeniaca (apricot), 564 nucleotides. The record is from the annotation of a GenBank genome assembly. NCBI's taxonomy places the organism in Eukaryota, Viridiplantae, Streptophyta, Magnoliopsida, Rosales, Rosaceae.
AUGUAUCCACACAUUCCAAGUGAAACGACGUCGUUUCACUUUAAUAUUGUUUUCAAAACAGUGCAAUCAAAACGACGUCGUUUCAUUGAAGGAAAAAAAAAAAACAAGGAGUCGUCUUCCUCGCGAAAGUUUCCAGAUCUGGCUCGCCUUGCUCCGCCUCGCUCCGCCUGGACAAGCCUUGUAACGCCUCCUCAUUCCUUCCCGGCGCAAAACGUGCAGAUCACUAAACAUCAGACGGCCUCGGGCGUUUUCCUGCCGCGCGCUCCUUUGACAACACUGGUUAACACUAGCUCCGUCUCCAAAUUCAGACCAUCGCCUCCAGAUCUCUCUCGAGUCUCGCCACCACCAUUUUGCGGAAAUGCAGGGCUUGAAGGCUCGGAUCCUGGCCUCCGUCACCGUGCUGCUGUGUCUUGUCCAUUGUGGCUUGACGACGCCAUUGAGCAACUCCGAGCUCGUGACCGAGUCAGGCACGCACGAGUCUUGCAAAACGUGGCCGGCAGCGUUGUGGACUUCCCAGUCUAUGGCACCUCCGAUCCAAUGGUGGCCGGAGUAGGGAAUAUAUAA